CAUUACAAGUGUUUCGAUGAAAACGGGAGUUAUUCUAGAUCCAACAUACACCGGCAAAGCAGCAUACGGUCUCGUAAAACAGCUCAACACCGAUCCCCGGGUCUUCAAAGGAAACCGCAUUCUCUUCAUCCAUACAGGUGGAAUAUUUGGGUGCACACAUGAGAAAUUCCAGAAAAACCUGAGUAGAUCGAAGGCUGAUCAAGUGCAAAGUUGGAAAAGCAUGGACGAUGAGCCGCCGCAAAUUCAACUACGUUGACGUUCGGAUUUAGUAUAGCUCAUCUAAACAUUAAACAUUAUUUUUUCGCUAAAGCUUGGUUUCUACAAGAAACUAACGCCGACUUCUUUGGCGACGCUGAUUCAGUUAAAUCAGAGCGCGUUCCCUGUUGCGUCGGGAACAACUACGCAGUGCAAGGGAUUGUGUGAAAAGGCUGUAGGUUAUAAUUCAAAGCCAAAUAAAGUUAUUUGAACAUCUUUGUGUUACGAAUGUUUUAAAAACUUAAUUUAAUGAAUGAUUUAUUACAAAUACGGUAUAAUAUAAGUACCGUAAAUACUAGAAUAAGCGCCGCGGCGCUUAUAGAAUUU
This is a messenger RNA of Anneissia japonica, 582 nucleotides long. Its product is annotated as bifunctional D-cysteine desulfhydrase/1-aminocyclopropane-1-carboxylate deaminase, mitochondrial-like. The record is from RefSeq and is a predicted model, not a curated record. The transcript is spliced from 2 exons. The coding region runs from base 17 to 256 and encodes 79 amino acids. Gene Ontology annotation, molecular function: D-cysteine desulfhydrase activity. Lineage: Eukaryota; Metazoa; Echinodermata; Crinoidea; Comatulida; Comatulidae.